GACAAAAUAGCCUCGCCUCGAACCAAGAUCACAGAGUAGGUGACAUCGACAGCGACAGCAGUCUUUGUCACUCGUCAACGUACAUCUGCCUACAUGACUCCAUGCCAGCACUACCGAUGUACGACGAAGCUAUCAUGGUGUACGAGAAAUCAACACAUUAUUGAUACCCCCGCAGAGACAACAGGCCCGAGGGUCCGGCCCGUCUAUGUCUCGGUAGCGGAUCUCUGAUAUAGAUUGCAACAUAUUAGUCCGUAUUAAACAGGACCAUGAAUCAGGAUUUUCGAUCGAUUUGCUCAACCAACACCUUCUCCCAGCCCGACAAGCCUCUCAAGUUCUCAAUCAGUGUCAACACAAUAAUACCCUACUGAGUGCAAGUUUAAGCAAAAAUCAAAUCACUUUUAUCGCACACAACAUGUCCUCCUACAAGGCUACCAACCCCUUACCGGAACCACAAACCCCGGAUGCCAUUGUCUCCAUCACACCCUUCGAGUCCGCUCGAAUGAGAAUGCCCAAUUCCAUGGCCAUUUUGGGCGACAGGGGCUCAACCGGCAUCAACUCGUGGCGCUUCUUCAUGCAUCAUAAACCUACCGAUACAAAGUUUUGGUUUGAUCUAGGUAUAGCUCACGACCUAACUCUGUACCCACCACGAAUCAUCGACGUACAACACAAAGUCUUUCAGACCCAACCCGGCACCAGCACGGCCGCUGAAGACACCCAAUCCCUGAACCACGACCCUUCCGAGGUCAAAUACAUAAUAGCCAGUCACGCCCAUUGGGACCACAUAUUCCCAGCCGACUCACUCUUUCCCAACGCCACCGUCCUUUGCGGUGCCGGCACCUUGUCCUGGGCCACCCCUUCGUAUCCCAGCGACCCUGACAGUACGUUCGACGGUCGCAUAUGGGACACCACCACCGCCGCCACCGACGGACGGCAAGGCCACGCUCGUCUCCCAGUGCGAGAACUAUCGUCACCCGCCACGUCACCUGAAGAAUGGAAACCCCUGGGUCCCUUUGACCACGCGCUCGACUUCUUCGGCGACGGUUCCUUCCACCUCAUCGACGCCCCGGGCCACUGUGCCGGCAACCUCGCCGCCCUGGCCCGCACGCGUAACGCCGCCGGCGAGCUGCGGUACUGUUUUCUCGGUGGGGACUGCUUCCACAGCCCCCUCUUCAUGCAGUACCCCGACGCCCCCUUUGGGAAGGGCGUCAAGGUCACCCCGACCGACACGUUCCACGAGGACGAGGCCGGCGCGAGGAAGGUCAUCCGACAGACGGCCGAGCUGAAGCGGGAGGAAGGGACGAGGGCCCUGAUCUGGAUCGCCCACUGCGAGACCUUGGAGGGAUUGUUCGAAUUCACACCCCACCUACGCCUCGAGUAA
Messenger RNA from Exophiala oligosperma, 1378 nucleotides. RefSeq lists its product as uncharacterized. The record is from RefSeq and is a predicted model, not a curated record. Bases 413 to 1378 code for a protein of 321 amino acids. The transcript is spliced from 3 exons. NCBI's taxonomy places the organism in Eukaryota, Fungi, Ascomycota, Eurotiomycetes, Chaetothyriales, Herpotrichiellaceae.